GCUGUACCCAGGAGUGGAAAGUUCUCUGCUGCUCUGAGAUCUCAAGAGCGACAUUGGUGAGAUCAGCUCCUUCGACCAGAUUUCUUUCGGAAUCUGCUUUGCUUGCGUCAGAUCCACGCAGGAUUUCAUCAUGAGGAAUGGCUACUACAAGGUGGUAGCGAUGGUGCUGUUGGUCGUGAAUUUUGAGAGGACGAGAGCAGUGCAGGAUUUUUGUGGCACCUGUCCAGCUGGUACUUUCUGUGGGAAAAGCAGGAAUCGGACGUGUAUUCCCUGUCCUCUGGACAGCUACUCCAGCACAGGUGGCCAGCAAGCCUGUAACAUAUGUACCAAGUGUGAAGGUUUCCACAGGGUCAAGACGCCGUGCUCCUCCACCAGCGACGCGGAGUGCGGCUGCAUCUCAGGAUUCCACUGCUGGGGGGCCGGAUGCGCCAUGUGUGACCCAGACUGUAAGCCAGGCCAGGAGCUGACACCAGAGGGUUGUAAAGACUGUACGGCUGGGACAUUCAACGAUCAGGAAGGUGGCAUCUGUAGACCCUGGACUAACUGUUCACUGGAUGGAAAAUCAGUACUUGCAGAGGGGACGAAGGACAGCAAUGUGGUGUGUGGACCCGCUUUGCCCGACAUCUCUCCAGGCCGCUGUAUGCAGAGCCUCACCUUCUUCCUGGCGCUGACCUCAGCUGUGGUGGUGUUCCUGCUGGUCUUCCUGGCGCUACGGCUCUCCGUGGUCAAAUGGGGCAGGAAGAAGUUCCUGUACAUAUUCAAGCAACCAUUUAAACCAGUACAAACAGCCCAAGAGGAAGAUGCCUGCAGUUGCCGGUUUCCAGAAGAAGAAGAAGGAGAAUGUGAACUGUGAAAUGAAAUCUCAAGAGCUGUCAGAACUGACCGGAAAAGAAGCAAGAGAAUUGGGGCGAUCCCCCUGUCAUGUCCUUUUAAAAUGAAAAGUCUCACCCUAGAUAGUCCCCAGCAUUGCCCCUGAAGGGUUUUCUCUAAUGCUAUGGAGCUGGCCUUUAUAAAUGUCCCCCUUUUACAGAAGCAUGGGGCAGUGCUGGUGGUGAGUGGUUGUUUUCUAGAUGCUACUUAACGGGACGGGGCUCUUUUGAAAACCCAGAGAAAAUGGUAGUUUCAAGUCCAUCACAUCGGGCACUGGGGAUGGAGCUCAGUGCUGAGCAUGCGUGAGAGCUGGGUUCAAGCCCCAGCAUCUAAACGAACAGAGAAGCACAAACCAGAAAACAGAGAUUUUAGUUCAAUCGCAUGUACCAGUGGUCCAGCUAAAAUCACCAUCAAAAUCCGUGCAGGUUUGGCGUGUGUGCUGUGACUGUCCAUAAGCCAUAGGAUGCAGCAAAUAUUCUCUACCAAAUUUCCCACUAGUUCCGUCAUUUAACUGUCAGCGAGAACGAUGAGCACUCCUGAGUUUGGGGGCAAGAAGGAGGCAUCAGAAAGAAUUUAAAUCUGUCUACGCCAGGGUCCUCUCCAUCCCCUCACCUUCUGCCAUUGUCCCUCUGAGCCGUUACAUUAAUCGAUGGAACACACCUGAAAGGUAUGAAGUGCAAGGAAAAAGGAGCCCCUGGGCACUCGGCCCAGCCUGCGCACCAGCGCAGGGGCACCAGAUGCCCCUGGUCUCAUCUGGCCGCCAUUUGCCUUUGUAUGGUUUGUGAGCUGAGGACGGAUUUUGCAUUCUUUAGUGGUUAACAAAUAAGAAGAAUAACGUCUCAUGGCACAUAAAAUUAUCAGAAACUCAGAUUUCACAGUCCUUGAGUAAAGUUUUAUGGGCACACAGCUACAUCCACCUGGCCGAAGACCACCUUUGCUCUGCAGUGGCAGAGUUGAGGACUUGUGUCAGAGACUACAGAGUUCCACAAAGUCUAAAAAUUUGACAUCUGACCCUUUGUAGGGUCAAAGUCAAGAUCAGAGGACCCAUCAGAAGGCAGCUUCCCCUCCUCAUCUUCUGCCCACCCCCAGGCAACCUCUCUAGGAAAUUUUGAAUCGAUCUUUUCCUUGCUUCAGAAAAGAAAAUCAUUUAUUAUAUAAUUUUGUGUCCUAAAACUGUGAUUUAGUUGUGUUUGUCUUUGAACUGUUUGAAAGUGAGGCUGUGCUGUGUGGAGACUUCUGUGACCUGCUUUGGUGGUUCCAAAUCACGUUUAUAAGACUUGUUCCUGUUCUCAUGUGCAUUCCUUUGGCAAAGCUCCUACACUCU
Sciurus carolinensis (gray squirrel) is the source of this 2194-nucleotide messenger RNA. It is a transcript of the gene Tnfrsf9, whose product is annotated as TNF receptor superfamily member 9. Gene Ontology annotation, molecular function: cytokine binding; signaling receptor activity. NCBI's taxonomy places the organism in Eukaryota, Metazoa, Chordata, Mammalia, Rodentia, Sciuridae. The record is from RefSeq and is a predicted model, not a curated record. Gene Ontology annotation, biological process: negative regulation of cell population proliferation; apoptotic process. Gene Ontology annotation, cellular component: external side of plasma membrane.